AUGUCCACCGUAGAGUGGAGUUUAUCUAAUACUUUUCCUUUACCUUAUCGUGUACUUGUUAUCUCUGUAAUAGGACUUUGGGCAUGGGGAUCUAAUUUACAAAUACUUUCGUGGACUUCUAUAAACGUUCCACUGCUCUUGAGUUCCUCUCAUGAUAAAAAUAGAACUUCUCAAACUUCUUUUAAAGAUGUUUAUACAUUAGCCUCUAUCCUUACGUUUUUAAUUUGGUUGAAUUUAGUGAUCUUUUGGAAAGUAACUGGUGGUAUUGAAGCAAAAAUUACAGAAUGGACGUCAAUUCCCUUAGCUUGUUAUGCUGUUGUUUUUGUAAUUAUAUUAUGUCCUUUCAACGUUCUUAAAAGGAAAGAAAGAGCAAAUUUUUUGAGUGAAGUAUUACCCGCGGACGUAAUAAUGGCCGAUAUUUUAACUAGUUUUGCAAAAGUAUUUGGUGAUUUAUAUGUCACGGGAUGUAUUUUAUUAUUUUACGAUGUUGAUCAAGAAGGCUAUUCAGGAAAUAGAUGUUGGAGUUAUAUAAUAGCUCCUUUAUUUACCAGCUUUCCAUACGCUAUUAGGUUUAGGCAGUGUAUGACGGAAUACAUUCGUUCCAAAUAUAGUAAUAGACGUCAUUUAUUUAAUGCUUUUAAAUACUGUUCGGCAUUUCCUGUUAUAUUAUUGUCAGCAUUACAAAAAUGGUAUAAAUUCGAGUCACUAACUCAUCCGUCAGUUAUCUGGAUUGCACCUCCCAUCUUAUUUAAAUUAUGGGUAAUCUCGGUAGCUUUUAAUUCUAUGUAUUCUUUUUAUUGGGAUGUUGUAAUGGAUUGGAAAUUAGAUUUCUUUUCACCAACGAUUCCAGGUGCUUUUAUGCCUAGUUUUAAACUUCGAACGCGUCUACCUUUGCAUUUUAAUGAACGCGUUAUAUAUUACAUAGCAAUAUUCGUAAACUUUUUACUUAGAUUUACAUGGUCAUUAAAAUUAUCAUCUCAUUUACAUAUUAUACAUAAAUUACAAGCUAGUGUAUUUUUAAUGGAAAUUUUCGAAGUUAUACGACGUUGGUUAUGGAUUUUUUUCAGAAUGGAAAGUGCUUAUGUGGAAGAGAAAUUUGAUAAGGAAGGUGGUGUUUAUGAUUAUGAUCCUUUAACUAUUAAUAUGACAGAGAUCGGGGGUCCUUUGAUAGUUGAUGAACUUUAA
Molecule: messenger RNA, 1185 nt
Organism: Funneliformis caledonium
Lineage: Eukaryota; Fungi; Glomeromycota; Glomeromycetes; Glomerales; Glomeraceae
Source: the annotation of a GenBank genome assembly